AUGAUGAAUCACACCACCAGCCCCGACGAUAAUUAUGAGUAUGAUUACGAACUUUACCAUGAUCUUCUGGAUGUCCCUGUAGACUGCCUGGAUGGGAGUUGCUUCUCUAGCGAUUUCUACCUCGUAAGCCUGCUUCUGCUGUAUGCAGCCAUCUUCCUGGUGGGUGUGCCAGGCAACACCAUGGUGGCCUGGGUGACCUGGAAAGAGUCCCGCCACAGGCUUGGGACCUCUUGGUUCCUGCAUCUGGCCGCAGCUGACUUGCUUUGCUGUGUAUCGCUGCCCUUCCUGGCUGUGCCCAUUGCCCAAAAGGGUCACUGGCCGUAUGGGGCAGCAGGCUGCUGGCUGCUGCCCUCUGUUACCGUCCUGUCUAUGUAUGCAAGUGUGCUGCUCCUGACUGCCCUCAGCGCUGACCUCUUCCUACUGGCUUUCAGGCCCUCCUGGAAGGCUGCUGAUCACCGGACACUCGGGGUGCGGGUGGCCAAGGUCUCUUCCUGGAUGUUGGCCCUGCUGCUGACGGUACCCUCAGCUGUUUACCGGAGGCUGCUUCAGGAGCACUUCCCUUCUCGGCUUGUGUGUGGCGUAGACUAUGGGCGAUCCGUGGCUGCAGAGGCCACCAUCACCGCCGUUCGAUUUCUCUUUGGCUUUCUGGGGCCAUUGUUGUUUAUGGCCAGUGGCCACAGCAUCCUCCAACGGCAAUUGACCCGACGUCACUGGCCACUGGGCACAGCUGUGGUGGUGGGGUUUUUCAUCUGCUGGACCCCUUAUCACAUCCUGAGGGUCAUAAUCGCAGUGGCUGAGCCUUCCUCCUCAUUCCUUGCCCGGGUCUUGGAGGCUGAGCCUCUGGUUACAGGCCUGGCCCUCGCUCACAGCUCUGUCAAUCCUAUAAUGUUUUUAUACUUUGGAAGGAAACAACUCUGCCGGUCACUCCAGGCUGCCUGUCGCUGGGCCCUGAGGGAUCCACAGGAUGAAGAAAGUGCGGUGAGCAAGGUAUCCACCAGCCACGAGGUGACGUCUGAGAUGGCGGUGUAGGCAAGAGGGCUUUGAAUUUCCUAGGCCAUUUCUCAACUGUGCAGGUGUAGCUGCACAGGUGUAGCUGGAUCCAGGAGCUCAGGGACUGCUUUUGUUCUUCAUUCAACAAACAUUCAUUGUGCACUCGCUUGUGCAAAGCCGUGAUAUACAGGAGCUGGGUGUGGCCAUGGCUGGAACCAAUUCCUGCCCCCAGGAAGAAUGAGCACUUUGCCGAGGAAGACAGAUAGGAAGCAGUUGAAGGAAUAUGUACUAUGUCAAGGGUGAAAUGUUCCAGAGAACCUAAAGAAGGUGCUAGGGUGAAGGCUUGUGGGGCCUUCGGACAUGGUGAACGGGGUGGUGGUAGCGCGGGCGUUACUGCUACCAAGGCUCAAGUGCCCGCUGUACAAAGAAGAGGACCCGGGUUGGAGCCUCAGCCCCUACACAAAUGCUGAGUAUGGCAGCAUGCCUAUAACCCCAGCACUGAAUAGGUGGGUCCUGGGGGUCCUCUAGCCAACCUGUCUAGCACAAUCAACAAGCUCCAGGGAAGAGACCCAGUCUCAAGAAA
Onychomys torridus (southern grasshopper mouse) is the source of this 1573-nucleotide messenger RNA. Its product is annotated as C5a anaphylatoxin chemotactic receptor 2-like. The transcript has a single exon. The record is from RefSeq and is a predicted model, not a curated record. Gene Ontology annotation, molecular function: complement component C5a receptor activity; G protein-coupled receptor activity. Gene Ontology annotation, cellular component: plasma membrane. The coding region runs from base 1 to 1029 and encodes 342 amino acids. NCBI's taxonomy places the organism in Eukaryota, Metazoa, Chordata, Mammalia, Rodentia, Cricetidae. Gene Ontology annotation, biological process: inflammatory response; phospholipase C-activating G protein-coupled receptor signaling pathway; positive regulation of cytosolic calcium ion concentration.